Molecule: messenger RNA, 1320 nt
Organism: Dermacentor silvarum
Lineage: Eukaryota; Metazoa; Arthropoda; Arachnida; Ixodida; Ixodidae
Exons: 2
Coding region: 36-1268 (410 amino acids)
Source: RefSeq, a predicted model, not a curated record
UGGACCGUCUUUUGGCAGCACUUAUUUGCUCCCGAAUGAGGCGCUUUCAUGCGUGUGUCAUGCUGCAAAGUGAAAUUGACAGAGAAGCGGAUAUUUCAAGGGACAUCGAGGAACAGCUACUAGGAAACUCCUUUACCCUAGCUGCCAUUGUAGCUCAAAGUGUACCCUCUGUGCGCCGCUUGGUGUGGACAUUCCAAAGAAAUGAACGCUGGUUCGAGGACACGCUGCCUAACCUGACGGAUUUUCACUUCAAGCAGGCAUUUCGCGUGACUCCGAGUACAUUCAGGUACCUUGUUGAGUCACUGGCUGGUGUUUUGAACCGCCUGAGCACACAAAUGCGCACGGCCAUCUCUGUGGAGAAAAGAGUCGCUAUUGGACUUUAUCGAUUGUGUUCGUCCGCUGAAGACAGAACGAUAGCCCAUUUAUUUGCUGUCGGUCGUUCUACUGUGAAUGUGCUGUGGAGACAGUUCUGCACAGCUGUUAUUGAUCAGUUGGAAGGCCAGUGGCUCUGCAUGGUGCGCCGCAACGACAUGCCCGACCACGUCAGAGAAUUUUUUGCCGUGACGGGCUUCCCCCAAGCUGUAGGAGCCCUCAAUGGAUGCCAUUUCCCUGUGUCGCCACCGAAGGAGCACGCAACCGACUACUACAACUACAAAGGGUGGUACAGCAUUAUACUGCUGGCGUUAGUGGACCACAGGUAUCGGUUCAGGUAUAUCCGGGUUGGAAGCCCGGGGAGGUGCCAUGACGCAAGUGUGUAUGCAGACUCGGAACUCAAAAACCUUGUUGAGAGUGCUCACUUCAAGACUCCUCACGCAAUCAUUGAGGGCACUAGUGUUGCACCCGUCAUAUUGUGCGAUCAGGCAUUUCCUUUGACGCAGAACCUGAUGAAGCCUUAUGCAAAUCCUCAAGAUGGAACACCACAACAAGUAUUUAACUACAAUCUCUCAAGAACAAGAAGAAUAGUAGAGAAUGCGUUUGGAAGAAUGAAAGCUCGUUUCCGGUUUGUUGCAAAAAGAACAGAAUGCCGCCUGCCUAACUCAAGAAAAGCAAUCAGGGCUUGUUGCAUUUUGCACAAUAUCUGCGAGGAGUUUCGGGACAAUGUCGAGCAGCCAUGGGAGCAGGAAGCACAACAACUGGCCGCUCUCUAUGUACAGCCUUUUCACAACACACAAGCUCACACAGAAGUGGGUGAAGAAACAAGGACUGCAUUCGCAAAAUACUUUUCAAAGCGAGCUCCUCAUUCCUUGGGAGCUAGUUCAGAUGUUUGAAAUGUAAACAUGCAUUUAGAUGUUUGCCAUAGCUAGUGUUGUUGUGCACAAU